Molecule: messenger RNA, 3423 nt
Organism: Chelmon rostratus (copperband butterflyfish)
Lineage: Eukaryota; Metazoa; Chordata; Actinopteri; Chaetodontiformes; Chaetodontidae
Gene: tpd52l1
Product: tpd52 like 1
Exons: 11
Coding region: 1-921 (306 amino acids)
Biological process (GO): positive regulation of MAP kinase activity; positive regulation of apoptotic signaling pathway
Cellular component (GO): cytoplasm
Source: RefSeq, a predicted model, not a curated record
AUGGAGACCAGACAACAAGAGUUGUACUCUAGCGUUCUGAGUGAAGCAGUGGUGGACUGGGGCAGCAUGGGUCCUGGAGAGGAAUGGGUUAACUCAGCCCCACACGAGGGAGAGCAGGUUAAAAGGAGCUCAAAUGGUGAAGACAUGGCUCCGGUGGUCCAAAAUGGGCGAAGCGUCACAGAAUGUGAUAAAACUUCACCAUCAGGGGACACUGAGUGGGGUCAGACAUCAAUAUCCCACUCUGACAACUGGGUCAUGUCCACCACUUGGGACAUGCAACUGGACAGCACAGAGAGAGGACACCUCACAGCAGGCUUUCUGGACUCUGAGCCACUGAGGGAGGCUGAUGAAGAUUUUGUGUCAGAUGUCAACCUAAACAACCCCAUCAUGACAGAGGAGGAGAGAGAGGAGAUUCAGCAGGAGUUAGAUAAAUUGGAGGAGGAGAUCAGCACACUGAAGCAGGUUUUGUCGUCCAAAGAGAAGCAGCACGCAGACCUCAAACAGAAACUGGGCAUCACCCCUCUGAGCGAGCUCAGAAACAACUUCAGCAGAGGCUGGCACGACAUGCAGACCUCCACAGCCUAUAAGAAGACAUCAGAGACGCUGUCCACAGCAGGACAGAAAACCUCAGCAGCCUUCACCACACUGGGCAGCGCCAUCACCAGGAAGUUCGAGGACAUGAGGUCCAACUCUAUAGGCUACUCUAUCAGACACUCUAUGAGCAUGCCCACCAUGAGAAACUCUCCCAGCUUCAAGUCUUUCGAGGAGAAAGUUGAGAAUACAGUGUCCACUAUCAAGACAAAGGUUGGUGCUUCAGAGAGCAGAGGCAGCUUUGAGGAAGUCCUCUCCUCCGCAGCCAACGCCAGCUCUCAGGACACGCCCACUAACGUCUUGACGGACAGCUCCGAGAGGCCGUGUUAGAGCCGCGUCCACGCUGCGAGGCAGGAACUCUUAUCACUGCAGCACAUAUCAACCCGAGGCUCUGACUAAAAUAUUACAGAAUGCUUUUAUUUGAUCGCACCUGUAAGAUGCAAACGAUGUGAUUGGGUCCUGAUACUGAAAUUUCCUGCGACACUAAGUGCUUAGACUUGUUAGAAAAUUGGCACCGUUUCUUGUUGGGACCAAAGUUACCUUAAAUAUUCUAAAGCAGCAGUUUUCAACAUUUAUUUUGAAAGAUCAAGGCAGCUUAAGUCAGAAGCACACCCACCUUUGGUUGUGUAACACAUGUAAGUGGGCAUGGUUGAUCUUUUCAUUGACAAGAGCUGGAUUCAACCAGCCUGCCCUCCAUUGGCCUCCAAACAUCGUUAAAGCACAGAUGUUGGAUCAGACGGGGUUGAAGGGGAGAGGCAGCUACGGCUUAGUUAAAAAAUAAUAAAAUAAAAGGAGGAUGAGCAGAUUCUCAGAGCCAAAGCCCUGCGUUUAUGGCCUGUAGUUCUUCUUAUGUUAAGCAUCUCAUGGUUUGGCUCAUUUAGCUACUUUGUCGCCCAAAGUGGAAAAACUCAGCCGUGAAAUCCCAGCUGUAGCUCCUCACACACAAGAAAAUUCCUUUCUUUGCUGUGUAAAUUCGUCCUAAGUGGAAACAGCCGCGUUGAUACAGAAUCAAAACUCUUCAUCACUACGACUUUCAUACCAAGAAAUACAAAACUACAUUUUAGGUGAUUCUUAGAAAUAAGUGUUUGAUGGGCUGGUGUUUGAAAAAUACAUUUAUUAUUACAACUACCUAGACCUUUUUGGAACAUUUUUAAAAUGUGUAACCCAUGUGUGAUCAACCCAGAAGUCCUGGAUGAAACUGUUAUCUGUAAACUCAAUAAUUUUACACUAAGAGAGGAGGCCUUGCUGUGAAGAAUGUGUUACAGCCCCUCUUUUGUGGCUAACUUUUAAAAAGUCCCAGCCGACACACAUUUUCUGCUGCUGACAGUUUGGGUUGAGGCCUUUUUGAAUGCUGGAUCAUACUCACGGCACACACACAGUGUUUAGUCUGCACGUUCACACUGUAAGAAGACAUGAAACACUGUAUGUUUGCUAUGUGCAGUGCAGCUUCCAUGUGGAAAGGUAGCAAUGGAGUAUAUUUUUGUUUUUCUCAUGACUGCCUAGAAAAAGGAGGUCACGCAGAAUUUGAUUAAUCACUUGGGACAAUUAAGUCCGAUGCUGGAGAUUAAAAACACCACAGCUGCACUGUUACACCUCAGAGUGGAGCUGAAGGUAAACAGAUCUGAACCUGCAGAUCACCUGCCCUAAAAAUAUCACACCUGAGUCAUUUAGGCCACAGAUCUGAUGCCUGUUGCUAAGUAACUGAUGACACAUAUGUCACAUUAAUAUAGCAACAUCACUGCAGCACAGCUGUAAUCCCUGACUGUGAUGUGAGCCUGAAAUCCAAGACACGCUGUUGCUUACUGAUCUGAUUUUUAACUUCCUUUUGCAGAACUAACCUGUUUAAUGCUGAAGAAAGUUUGGACUUUUUACUACUUAUCCGUGAAAAGGUUGGUGCCACAAAACAUUAAAAAUCAGAUUAUAUGCUUUCUUUUUAACUUUCCAAGCGUGGUCUCAGUGGCCACUGCCAUCAAAGCACCGUUCUGUUUUCAAUAUCUAAUCUGUUUUGCUUUUCAUGUGAUUUACUUUGCUGUGGUUUGAGACGACGCCUCCAGAUAAUUUCAUGUUUAGUUCAGUCUGUCCGUGAAAUGUAUUUAUUAAAUACAUGUUAUCACGCCAUAAAUCAAGUAAUGAAAGAUCUUUUGUAGCAAGGAAAAGUUGCCAGCUCUGACCUAUUACCACAUAACUGAGGUAAUGCAUGUUCUGUCAUUGGAAAAUUAGUUACAGUAUACAUUUUACAUCUGUAUAUUGUGGUUUGGGCUAAAAUCAAAUUGAACUCUGCGCCAGUUAAAAGAAGUUUUUCUUUCUAUUUUUUUUUUUUUUUACAAAAUUCUCGAAGAUAACGCCCAAAGACAUAACUGUGGCAUUCAAAUGAAACAGCAGAUUCCUCUGUAUUCACACUACUAAUUACACACAAUUAUAAAUAACUUUUCUUUCCUGAUGUGUCGACAUUAACCAAACUAAAUAUCACAGACGAUUUUACAAUAAAACACUGAAAGCUGUGACUGAACCUGUUGAAAGUGAGAUAAAACAACCAAACAAACGAAUAAAUGUAACAAUGUGUGUGUGAACCUCUAUGCAACGUACAGAAAGUAACAUCUGAAUACUGUUUUCUCAUUCGUCAGCAGUGAAUUCCUGAGUGUGCUGCUGUAACCAUCAGAACAUUAAUGUAUAUUACCAACAUAUUCUGCAUAUUGUACAGAAAGAAAAUCCAUUUCUGAUGGUGCAGCACCAUUUAUGCAAUAUUGGCCAGAUGCAUCGAUAUAUAAAAAUAAUAUGUGAAAAUGUACUGAGAUGUAAAGUUAGCAUAGCUGAAGAGUUUUGGUUGACACU